Messenger RNA from Mercurialis annua (annual mercury), 4806 nucleotides. Its product is annotated as LRR receptor-like serine/threonine-protein kinase FLS2. Bases 58 to 3546 code for a protein of 1162 amino acids. Gene Ontology annotation, molecular function: ATP binding; protein kinase activity; receptor serine/threonine kinase binding. The record is from RefSeq and is a predicted model, not a curated record. NCBI's taxonomy places the organism in Eukaryota, Viridiplantae, Streptophyta, Magnoliopsida, Malpighiales, Euphorbiaceae. The transcript has 2 exons. Gene Ontology annotation, biological process: protein phosphorylation.
AAUCUUUCUGCAUAUAAAGUAUCAUAAAAAAAAAAUUAGCAGUUUCAUAGAGUAAUAAUGGUGUUUAAUCAAACUAGAAAGACUAGUUUAUAUAUAGUCAUAGUUUGUUCUGUUCUGCUUACUUUUAUAACUGCAGAAUCAACCAUAGAAGCUGAAGUUGCGGCGUUGAAGGCCUUCAAGAACUUUAUUACAGAUGACCCUUUUGGAGCACUUGCUAAUUGGACUGAAGCAAGUCAUCACUGCAACUGGUCUGGUGUUGUCUGUGAUCCUUCGUCAAAUCUUUUGAUUUCAUUAAUAGUGACGGAGAAGCAGCUACAAGGCCAGAUAUCGCCAUCUCUCGGGAAUCUCUCUGCUCUCCAGGUUCUUGAUUUAACUUCAAAUUUAUUCACUGGGAAAAUUCCACCUCAGCUGGGACAAUGCUCCCAGCUAACUGGUAUUUCUCUGUUUCAAAAUUCUCUUUCAGGUCCAAUUCCAUCAGAAUUAGGAAACCUUCAAAAUCUGCAGUAUUUAGACUUGAGUACCAAUACGUUUAAUGGAAGUAUUCCUGAAAGUAUUUGUAACUGCACCUCUUUGCAGUAUUUUGGAUUCGAUAUUAACAAUCUGACCGGUGACAUACCUAAAAACAUAGGAAACUUAGUUAACUUGCAACUAUUUGUGGCAAAUGAAAAUAACUUGGAAGGUUCAAUACCUGUUUCUGUUGGAGAGUUGCGAGCUCUGCGAAGUUUGCGUAUUACUGAAAACCGCUUGUCAGGAGUAAUACCUAGAGAGAUAGGGAACUUGUCCACCUUGGAAGUAAUCGAGUUGUUUAGCAAUUCCCUAGUCGGGCUAAUCCCUUCCGAACUAGGUAGCUGCAAGAGUCUUGUCAAUCUUGCACUAUAUGGAAAUCGGUUGACAGGGGCCAUUCCCUCUGAGCUUGGAAACUUAAUCCGCUUAGAAACUUUGCAUCUGUACGGUAAUCACUUAAACGGAACCAUUCCUCUCUCCAUAUUCCAGUUAACAUCAUUAACCAAUUUAGGUCUCUCGGAGAAUCAGCUAACUGGAAUAGUACCCACUGAGAUAGGAUCGUUGAAGUCAAUGCGUGUGUUGACCCUGCAUUCAAACAAAUUUACUGGGGAAAUUCCUUCAUCUAUAACAAAUCUGUCGAAUAUGACAUACUUGUCUAUGAGCAUCAAUCUCCUCACAGGGAAGAUUCCAUCAAACAUCGGAAUGCUUUACAAUUUACAGAGCCUUAACCUGGGCAAUAACCUUCUCGAGGGAUCCAUUCCUUCUAGCAUCACCAACUGUACCCAUCUUCUAAACAUAGACUUAGCUUUAAAUAGACUCACAGGGAAACUUCCACGGGGUUUAGGACAGUUGCACAAUUUAACAAAUUUAAUUAUUGAACAGAAUCAAAUAUCUGGUGAGAUACCUGAUGAUCUUUAUAAUUGCUCCAACCUUCAAAUUUUAUCUUUAAUAGAGAACAAUUUCAGUGGACUGCUGAAACCAGGCAUCAGCAGGCUUUACAAUCUACAAUUGUUGAGAGCUAGUUCUAAUUCAUUUGUAGGGCCAAUUCCACUAGAGAUUGGAAACUUAAGUAAACUGAUCACUUUAGCACUAGCCAGAAAUAAGCUUUCAGGAAUCAUUCCACCAACUUUAUCCAAGCUUUCUCUCCUCCAAGGGCUUGCUAUACAUGGCAAUGCUCUAGAAGGUGCAAUACCAGAGAAUAUUUUUGAACUGAAACAUUUAACUAUUCUCUAUCUCGGGACAAACAGGCUUACUGGUCAAAUUCCAGCAGGUAUCUCAAAGCUUGAAAUGCUUACCGACUUAGAUAUGCACAACAAUAUGCUUAACGGUUCCAUACCUACAAGUAUGGUGCGUCUUGACCGUCUAACCUCUCUAGAUCUCUCACACAACCAUCUCACAGGGUCGAUUCCUGGAUCUGUGGUAGCAAGCAUGAGAAAUUUGCAGUUUUAUUUCAACCUGUCGUACAAUCUAUUGGGAGGAAACGUUCCAGCUGAGCUAGGCAAGUUGGAAGCAGUGCAAGCCAUUGAUAUCUCAAACAACAAUCUUUCAGGAAUCAUUCCUGAAACACUUGGAGGCUGCAAAAAUUUGAUCUCACUCGACUUAUCCGGGAAUAACCUCUCUGGUGUAAUUCCAGUUAAAGCUUUUGAUCCCAUGAGCAUACUUUCCUUCUUGAACUUUUCCAAGAAUCAUUUAGAUGGUCAGAUCCCUGAAACCUUGGCACAAUUGAAGAAUUUAAUCACCUUAGACCUCUCGCAUAACCAGCUGAAGGGAAAGAUCCCUGAGAGCUUUGCCAAUCUUUCCACCUUGAAACAUCUUAAUAUGACUUUCAAUUUUCUUGAAGGUCGAAUUCCUGAGGCUGGAAUAUUCAAAAAUAUAAACGCUUCAGCUUUCACUGGAAAUCUUGGUCUCUGUGGAAGCAAAUCACUAAGGUCAUGUAGCAAGAAGAAUUCAAAUUCCAUAUCAAAGAAGACUGUGUGGAUUCUGGUAUCUCUUGCAGUGGUUUUUGCACUUCUCAUUCUGUUGGUAGCGAUAUCGAUGCUCCUCCAACGUGCCAAAAGGACUAAAGCAGAACAUACUAAAAACAGAGAACCAGAUUUCAGUUCGGCAUUGAAACUCAGAAGGUUUGAGCCAGUGGAAUUAGAAAAUGCAACUAGUUUCUUCAGUGCAGAUAACAUAAUAGGUGCUAGCAGUUUAAGCACAGUAUACAAGGGUCGAUUAGAAGAGGGACAGAUUGUAGUUGUAAAGAAACUGAAUUUGCAGCAAUUCCCUGCAGAAUCUGACAAGUCCUUCUACAGAGAAGCCAAAACACUGAGCCAGCUGAGACACAAGAAUCUGGUGAAGGUACUUGGCUAUGCCUGGGAAAGUUCAAAACUAAAGGCUUUAGUUCUGGAAUACAUGGAAAAUGGGAGCUUGGACAGCAUCAUUCAUGAUCCUCAAAUUGAUCGAUCAAGGUGGACAUUAAUGGAGAGGAUCGAUGUUUGUAUAUCAAUUGCAAGCGGCCUAGAUUACCUACAUUCUGGUUAUGGCAUACCCAUUGUACACUGUGACUUGAAACCCUCUAAUGUUCUGUUAGACAGUAACUGGGAUGCUCAUGUUAGCGACUUUGGAACAGCUCGCAUAUUGGGUGUUCAUCUCCAGGAUGGAAAUAGCCUUCCGUCAUCAUCAUCGUCGACUUUUCAAGGCACCAUAGGCUACUUGGCACCAGAGUUUGCAUACAUGAGGAAAGUCACAACUAAAGUAGACGUGUUCAGCUUCGGAAUAUUAGUUAUGGAGUUCUUAACAAAGCAGAGGCCAACAGGACUUACAGAGGAGAAUGGACUGUCAACCAGCCUAAGUCAACUGAUUGAAAAUGCUCUUCGCAAUGGCACCAACGGACUUGUUCAAGUUCUAGACCCUGUGAUCGCGAGGAAUGUCAUCAAAGAGGAACAAAAAUUGAUCGAGCUCUUCACGCUGGCCUUAUUCUGCACCAAUCCAAACCCCGACAAUCGACCCAACAUGAACGAGGUGCUGACUUCUCUUCAGAAGCUAAGAAGAACAAGAUAAAUUAGUGGUCAUAAUUGUUUUUGUUAAUUUGUAAGAGAUGUUAAAUAACAGCUUCAGUAGCUUAUAUGGACAUCAAAUUAAGGUAUAAAACAUCAACUAAUACAUAACAAAUUUGUGUUAUAAAAAGUGUUUGCAUAAAAGAAAAAGUUCAACUGUUAAAAUACCAUAAAGUUUAGUCUCUGGGUGGAUCAUACUUGAGAAAAUCCUCAACAGUUGAAGGGAACUCCAAGCCACCAUCAGAUUGAAAAGCAGCCUGACCCACAAGCAAAAAAGCUAACCUAAAUGGCUCAAUUUUAUUCUUAACAAAGUAGCUAAUCCACCCUUGUAAUCUCUCUACUUCUUUUUUACAUUUAGGUCCCUUCACCCCAACUAUUUUCUCAUAAAACCCCCCUUCACAAUCACACUCACAGCCCGUUUCUUUAUCUUCCUCGUCUGUUUGCUCAAUUUGUGACAGACCCAGAAGCUGCAUUAACCGUUGGAUGUCAUCAACGCUGUCAGUUUGUGGUGAUUGAUCGGUGAUGGUAGUGGGCUGUUGUAGUGAAGGGGAUGAUGAGAGAAAUUCUAGAGGCGGUUCGCUGUUUUCUUGAGGAUUUGUUGGUGAGAAAUUGUUGUGGGUGGCGAGAUAUAUGGGUGUGCUUAGAGAUUCUGUUGGUGUGCCGUUGGUAUCGAGGGUUUCGAGUUUUAAUCUUUUCUCCACCUGUUUAAGAGAUGAGAAGAAAUUUGAGUGCAGCGAUGAUGGUGAUGGUGACGGUGGCGGCGGUGAUCGGCGCAUAAUUUUUGUUUUCAGUCUCUGUCCGGCGCUGUGUAUUUACUUCUUUAUGCUGACAAAACGAUGAACUCAGCUUACUGGUUUCAGUUUAAACGACAAGUCGUUUUUAGCCACGUCAAUGUUAAGAAAAAAAGCGACACGCAGGACUUACUCUGAGGAGAUAACAUAGCACAUGGCACGUAAAAGAUGUAUAUGUGGCACAUGACUCGUCAUAAAUUGCUGCUUAUGUAUAGCUUUAAAUUUUAUACUAAUUUGUAAAAGAUGAAUUUUUAGCACAACAAAAUUUCACAGAACGCUUUUCAUUAACAUAGAAAGAAUUUACAUCAAAGCAAAAACGAAAAUACAGAAAAUAAACUCUUCAUUUCUCACUUUCCGGGGACGAAGUUGGUGGCAAAAGCCCAGGCGUUGUUGUUGACGGGGUCGGCAAGAUGGUCGGCCAAGUUCUCAAUGGGUCCCUUUCCGGUAACUAUGGCUUGUACGAAGAAUCCGAA